Molecule: messenger RNA, 4196 nt
Organism: Haplochromis burtoni (Burton's mouthbrooder)
Lineage: Eukaryota; Metazoa; Chordata; Actinopteri; Cichliformes; Cichlidae
Product: cytochrome P450 1A1
Exons: 8
Coding region: 2024-3628 (534 amino acids)
Biological process (GO): hormone biosynthetic process; progesterone metabolic process
Molecular function (GO): heme binding; steroid 17-alpha-monooxygenase activity; oxidoreductase activity, acting on paired donors, with incorporation or reduction of molecular oxygen, reduced flavin or flavoprotein as one donor, and incorporation of one atom of oxygen
Source: RefSeq, a predicted model, not a curated record
UGAACACCCUUUUCUAAGGCGCUUUCCCAAAGUUGCAAAUUGUUUUACAGCUUCAUAAAAAGUAGAUUUGAAUAAAGCAGUGUUGUGUUUAGGCAUCAGCCAUUAGUUUAACGCAUUUUAAAAGGUUAAAACAUACAAAAUUAUGGCAAAGAUGGAAAAGCAGUAGUUUCUGAUGACUGACGUCACUUGUCGUCACUUGUGUUUGUCAUUUGUUUUUGUUAAUGGUCGGCUGCUUUUUUUCUUUAUAUCGUGAGGCAAGAAAUGAUGGUCCAGUGUAUCCUAUGUGAGAGAAAGUGAUAAAGGGAACACUGAAGUGGCUUUCCUCAACAUUUAGAGGGAAUUUAACCAGGAAUUGGUGUUAUCAGCAAACUUAGCAGGCUGAAUAAAUACAGAGACCCACAUAUCCGGUAUUUAUUGUGUGCUAUGGACUACUUUAAAUCAAAAUCGUUGAAAAGAAACUGGCAGCUCAAACAUGUGGUCCAUUUCAGUGAUUCAAAUUAGCAGAUUAGGACUGGCAUGUAGCGACUAGCUGCAGCUUCCUGUGUUGGGAAAUUUGUCACUUAUGUCUAUAACGUUAAGCCAUAGCGUAUCCACUAUGGCUUGAGUACACAGUGGAUAAUUAUUAUGAAGGGGGAAACUAUCCAUAGAGCGCCAAACCAUUUUUUUUGCACUAGACUGUAAACAAGCUUUUUAAUGAUAUAAAGUUAACAUUUUUACACUGGACUGUAUGGGAACUGACUGGAUUGAAGGCUGAAGCGCCUGUAUGAUGGUGUGGCAGUGAGUGGGGAGGGCUAGACUUCUGGAAGCCAUUUGGAGUUGCUAAAUACUUUCCUAGCUCAAAAUAGUUUUUUUUUUUGGGUGGUCCAGCAUGUUCUGACCAGGCAGCACAUAAACAGGCAGGGUGGGACACAGUCAUUUCCCAUUGUUAAGCUGUUUUGCUCAAUGCUGCUGUGUUGCAGUCUUCAUUUCCUGCCUAUCAGACAGGAACAUGCAGGGUAGCCUAAAUCUCACAUUUUCUCCACUUAUAAGUGAAUGAAGAACUGUUGGUGUGGGUCAGGUAUCAGAUCCUUUUGGCAGGGUUGAAAUCCAUCUCUUUGCUUUCAGGGCAAUCACCCAUUACACCGCGUCUUGUUUCUUCGACAGAGGAUUGGAAUACAUGCAGUUGCACAUGGAUUUCCUAAUACACUCCAUACAUUUCAUUUCACUCUGAUACUACUGGUUCUGAAGAGCAGUGAUCCUCAACCUGGUGGCUCCUUGGUGAUGAUGAAAUACUGUUAUGUCUAGAUAAUCGGUCCACAGGCAGUGGGGCAGUCUGGCAGUUUAUUUUCCAGUCUACAGCCUAAAACAUCAAGAGAGAACUGAAUCAUGCACAGUGAAGACAUAAGCAGUCAGAUUUUAGCUGAAGAGGCAGUGCAGUAUUAAAUUAUAAACAAAUCAUCCAACUAACAACUAACAUUGUUUGUAUAAGUGUUAAGUUUUUAUUUAAAAGCAUCUCUGGUGGUCAGGGCCAGGAAGCUGGUAAUGAUACCACAUAUUGAGUUUGAAAAACAUUUUUAGCCUUUGCACUGCAUCACACAGUCUCCAUGUAUGAAGUGCUUUGGUUGCUCCAGUGGAGUAGGAAAUGUGCUAUAUAAAAACCAUUUACAAUUUACCUUUACUAGUCAAGGUAAGAACUGGCGAGGAGGAGCCCGUGCUGUGUAAGAUUCCAGUCUGUAGUUAAAUUGGCUGAUGCAGUCCUCUGGCUGGCUCAGUCGGACUCAUCCAAAACCCUGAGCCAAGUUUCUCACUAUGUGUGCCUCUCUUUUGUGAAUGGGCGGCAGCUCCCUCUGCAGGGGGCCUGGCUGCUGUUGCUGCAUGGGACAUCCCGUAAUGCAAGCCACUCUCAUCACAAGUUCCCAAGGGUCAGACCUCAAACCUCUGACUAUCUAAUAUUUUGGUGUCUGCUCUUUGCUGUCUAAAUUGAGCUGUAAAUUUUUUUCUCCGCCAAGUUUCCGAGGGCCCUGUAUGUAUUUCUACUUGCAACAUGAGGCCGCUGCUGUUUGGGAUUCUGCCAAUCAAGGAGAACUCUUUUGGCUCUCUAUCUAGUGUAACUGUUGCACUCUGUCUUUUAACCCUCCUCCUGAUGGUUAUCUGGGGUCAAAAGAGUAAGAGAUCCUUCUUCCACUUCCAUCUUGACUCCCAGCUGGACCACACAAAAUAUCCCCCACCUCCUGGCCCCAAACCGUGGCCCCUUGUCGGGAAUCUGCUCCAGGUCGGGGAUCAGAUUCAUCUCUCUCUAACUGGGUUGAGGCUUCAGUAUGGAGACAUCUUCAAGCUCCGCCUUGGCUCUUUGACUGUUGUCGUUCUGAGUGGGUACAACACCAUCAGGCAGGCUCUGGUUCGACACGGGGAAGCUUUUGCGGGGCGACCUAACCUUUUCAUCUUCUCUGCUAUAGCCAAUGGGACCAGCAUGACUUUCAAUGAGAACUACGGACCUGUGUGGCUGCUCCAUAAGAAGCUGUGUAAGAAUGCCCUCAGGUCUUUCUCCCAGGCUGAGCCAAGGGGUUUUGGUGCCACCUGCCUCUUAGAGGAGCACAUAUGUGCAGAGGCUGCAGGGAUGGUGCAGGUGAUUCGAGAAAAAGCUGCAAAAGAGGAAACGGAGGAUAUAGACCCAGCAACGACCUUGGUAACCUCAGUGGCAAAUGUCAUUUGUGCACUUUGUUUUGGGAAACGGUAUGACUACAGUGAUAAGGAGUUUCUCACUAUUGUUGAUGUCAACAACGAGGUCCUGAAGCUCUUUGCAGCGGGGAACCUGGCUGAUUUUUUCCCCGUGUUUCGCUACUUUCCGAGUCCAUCGCUGAGAAAGAUAGUCCAGUACGUUCGCAGGAUGAACAGAUUCAUGGAGCGGAAUAUUGAGGAACACAUUGACACCUUUGAUAAGAACCGUAUCCGGGACAUUACAGACGCUCUAAUUGCACUUUGUGAAGAAAGAGAAGAAAGCAAGAAUACUUCGAUGCUCUCUAACGACCAGAUCAUUCACACUGUCAUAGACAUCUUUGGAGCAGGAUUCGACACCAUCAUCGCUGGUUUGCAGUGGAGCCUGUUGUACCUCAUCAAGUUUCCUGACAUCCAGGAUAAAAUACACCAGGAAAUAGAUGAGCAUAUCGGCAAACUCCAGCUGCCCAGGUUUUCCAAUAAAGCCAAGAUGCCUUUCACAGAGGCCUUCAUAUAUGAAGUGUUUCGUCAUGCUUCAUAUGUCCCUUUUACCAUACCACACUGCACCACGAGAGACAUCACAUUUAAUGGGUAUUUCAUUCCCAAAGACACGUGCGUCUUCAUUAAUCAAUAUCAAGUCAACCAUGAUACUGAUCUUUGGGGCGAUCCUGAGACAUUUCGUCCACAGCGUUUCUUGAAUCCAUGUGGACUCCUGAACAAAGAGCUGACAGAGAAAGUCCAGAUCUUCGGCAUGGGAAAAAGACGCUGUCUUGGCGAUGAAUUUGCACGUUUGGAGAUGUUUGUGUUUCUUACCACGCUUCUUCAUGGGCUACGUAUUGAAAAUGUUCCAGGGCAGGAGCUGGAUCUCAGCACUGAUUUUGGUCUAACUAUGAAACCACGUCCAUACAGGAUUACCAUUUCCCAGAGAUUUUAGACCGUCUGAAAACUCAAAUGAUGAUCUUUCGGAUGUUUUGGAAUGUCACAGUGGAAAUUAAUUGUAGUUAUUACUAUUUUGUGCUCAGUUUGGCAAAUGUGGUCAAAGCACAGACACAAAGAUAAAUAUACACAAAGCGAACAUGAGGUCAUUUUACAGCAUUCAGUCCAUCUGCCUGCUACAUUAAUAUCUUAAGUGACUGGUCACAGUUUAAAACGGAGGAAUGAGGAUGAGUGUCACUGGCAGCAGGGUAAGCCACAAUGACUUCAUUAAUAGUUUUGUAAAUAGAAAUAGUAUAGACACUUUUAGCUGUUGUUAAACUUUUGUUUGUGAACAUUUGAUGAGUGCCUUCUUUGGGAAACUAUGAAGGACAGACUUCAGCUGAUAGCUCUUAAUGAACUGUUUCACCUGAAUAUUACAAGUUGAAUAACUUAAUCUUAUUGUAAAUACCUGACCUCUAUACGUCAUGUUGAGGUAAAAUAAUAUCACAUAAAAAAAGUGUGCUAUAUAAACUACAAACAUACUAACAAAUAUUCAAAUUAUCUCAAAGCACUAAUACCACUAGGUU